UGUUGUGAUUUCUCUCCAGAAAACCCUGCUGAUCCAGUUGUACCUGAAAGCCUCUGACGUCUGUGUCAAACCAGUGCAUGGACUGAAGCAGCCUGCAGGUGUCAGUCAUGCAGCUUUAUGUGUCAGUGUGGCUGUCAUCACACACCACUGCAUUUGCUUUUGUCGUCUUCCAACCCGUACAUGUGUCACCUGAUCCUUUGCUGUGAAGAAUAGGAGGCGGAGCUUUCAGAUUCCAGGCUCCUCACCUUUAGAACCAGCUGCCAGGGGGAUGGCGGGGGAGGGGUUCAGGAGGCGGACACUUUCUCUAUACUCAGUGUUGGACCUAAAACCUUGUCUGCCUCUGCAGGCUGUAGUGGAGGGACAUGGGGGGGGCGAGGGCCACAGGGUGUGACACACCAAGAGUGAGAUAAAUAAACCUUCUAAAAUUGAUUGGUGCAAUUUAAUUAUUGACAUUACAAGUAGUGAAAGUAAGAAGUAAGAACUGUCGGGACGUUACGUCGAGGUGUGAUGGUGUCGUUUUCAUUUAAAAAAUAUCUUUCUUCUGGACCUGAAGUAAAACCAGAGACUCCUCCCCUCUCUGAUGUCACUAACAUCAGCUCCUCCCAGCAGUCAGCCUCCGACACCUCCACCUGCGACAGGCUCAGACUCCAGGAUCGUUUUCCAAGGACAACAUCUUGUCCGCUCUCUCCAGGAGGUGUUCUGUUGUUGUGGUUGGCGUCAUGUCGGUCUCUGAGCUGUUCCUCCAGAACUCCACCUGUGUCUCCCUGUCUGCUGCUCUCCUGGUCCUGCUGCUGGUUUACCUGCUCUCUAACUCUGCCUUCAGGUCCCAGGUGACCAGGAAGGAGCCUCCAGGACCCAGACCUCUGCCACUGCUUGGUAACCUGCUGCAGCUGGACCUCAAGAGACCGUACAGAACCUUCCUGAAGCUCUCCAGGACCUAUGGCUCAGUCUUCACUGUUUACCUUGGACCUAAAAAAACUGUGGUCCUGGCUGGAACCAAGACGGUGAGGGAGGCUCUGAUUGACCACAGUGAGGAGUUCGGAGAGAGAGAACCAAUGAGGAUUGUUAAAGAGACCAGUCAGGGAUGUGGGAUUAUUUGGUCCAACGGAGAGUGUUGGAGGGAAAUGAGACGCUUUGCUUUGACCAACCUGAGGGAUUAUGGGAUGGGGAGAAGGGCAUGCGAGGACAAAAUCAUCGAGGAAUGUCAGAAGCUCGUGGAGGUGGUGAACAAGUUCAAAGGUGAGGCCUUGGACACCACCAAACCUCUGAACUACGCCGUCUCCAACAUCAUCUGCUCCAUGGUCUACGGCAGCAGGUUCGACUACGAUGACGUGGAAUUCACCUCAAUGGUGGACCGGACCAACAGAAUCAUCCAGCUGGCCGCCUCUCCUGCAGUUCAGUUGUAUAACGCGCUUCCGUGGAUCGGGCGAUUUUUCAACGACGUGCGAGAAAUGAAGAAAUUGUCAAAGGACAACCAGACGCAGACCUUGGAGCUGGUUGGUCGUCUGAAGCAGACUCUGAAUCCACACGUGUGCCGAGGGUUAGUCGACAACUUCCUGCUGCGACAACAACAGCUGGAGAAAUCCCAGGUAACCAACAGUCAGUUCCACGACUUCAACCUUGUCACGUCAACCAUUAGCCUCUUCGCUGCUGGCACUGAUACGACGUCAACUACACUCAAGUGGGCGCUGUUGCUGAUGGCUAAAUAUCCACAAAUACAAGACCAGGUCCAGGACGAGCUGAACUCCGUGGUAGGAAGUCGUCAGGUCCAGGUUGAAGACAGGAAGAACCUGCCCUUCGUCGACGCCGUCAUCCACGAGACUCAGAGACUGGCCAACAUUGUCCCCAUGUCUCUGCCUCACAGAACCAGUCAGGACGUCACAUUCCAGGGCUACUUCAUCAAGAAGGGAACCUCCGUGAUUCCUCUGUUGUCCUCUGUUCUGUACGAUGACAGUGAGUGGGAGGAUCCUCACUCCUUCCAUCCAGCCCACUUCCUGGACCAGGAUGGAAAGUUCAUCAGGCCAGAUGCCUUCAUGCCUUUUUCAGCAGGUCGCAGGGUUUGUGUGGGAGAAGCUCUGGCCAGGAUGGAGCUCUUCCUCUUCUUCUCCACCCUGCUGCAGCGCUUCCGUUUCACACCAGAACCUGGAGUCUCAGAGGACGACCUGGAUCUGACCCCGCGCGUGGGCUUCACACUAAGCCCUGCUGACCACAAACUCUGUGCUGUCACUCGUAUGUAAAGAGUACGAUUUAAAAAGAAAAAGAAAAACAAAUGCAGCACAACAGAUUGAUCAACUGUUAGAGGAAGGUUCAGAUAAAACUGUGAAUAAACGUGGACUACGUUCUCAUGGUCUGACACAGA
Cynoglossus semilaevis (tongue sole) is the source of this 2359-nucleotide messenger RNA. RefSeq names its product cytochrome P450 2K1-like. Gene Ontology annotation, biological process: xenobiotic metabolic process. The transcript is spliced from 9 exons. Bases 720 to 2237 code for a protein of 505 amino acids. Lineage: Eukaryota; Metazoa; Chordata; Actinopteri; Pleuronectiformes; Cynoglossidae. Gene Ontology annotation, cellular component: intracellular membrane-bounded organelle; cytoplasm. Gene Ontology annotation, molecular function: oxidoreductase activity, acting on paired donors, with incorporation or reduction of molecular oxygen, reduced flavin or flavoprotein as one donor, and incorporation of one atom of oxygen; heme binding; iron ion binding. The record is from RefSeq and is a predicted model, not a curated record.